AUGCGCGGCCGCCUGUGGCUGGGCCUGGUGUGGCUGCUGCUGGCACGGGCGCCCGGCGCCGCGGGGACCCCGGACAGUCCGCGGAGACCACGCAGCUACCCGCACCUGGAGGGCGACGUGCGCUGGCGGCGCCUCUUCUCCUCCACGCACUUCUUCCUGCGCGUGGACACCAGCGGCCGCGUGCAGGGCACCCGCUGGCGCCACGGCGCCGACAGCAUCAUUGAGAUCCGCUCCAUCCGCGUGGGCGUCGUGGUCCUCAAGGCUGUGCACACGGGCUUCUACGUGGCCAUGAACCGCAGGGGCCGCCUCUACGGGUCGCGGGUCUACACUGCCCACUGCAGGUUCCAGGAGCGCAUCGAGGAGAACGGCUACAACACCUACGCCUCACUCCGCUGGCGUCACCGUGGCCGGCCCAUGUUCCUGGCACUGGAUGGGCAGGGGGCCCCACGGCGUGGCGGCCGGACACAGCGGCACCACCUGUCCACCCACUUCCUGCCCGUCCUGGUCUCCUGA
This is a messenger RNA of Enhydra lutris kenyoni (northern sea otter), 513 nucleotides long. RefSeq names its product fibroblast growth factor 22. The transcript has 3 exons. Gene Ontology annotation, biological process: cell differentiation; animal organ morphogenesis; positive regulation of gene expression. Gene Ontology annotation, molecular function: growth factor activity; fibroblast growth factor receptor binding. The record is from RefSeq and is a predicted model, not a curated record. The coding region runs from base 1 to 513 and encodes 170 amino acids. Gene Ontology annotation, cellular component: cytoplasm. NCBI's taxonomy places the organism in Eukaryota, Metazoa, Chordata, Mammalia, Carnivora, Mustelidae.